Eriocheir sinensis (Chinese mitten crab) is the source of this 1641-nucleotide messenger RNA. It is a transcript of the gene Dh31, whose product is annotated as diuretic hormone class 2-like. Bases 185 to 667 code for a protein of 160 amino acids. NCBI's taxonomy places the organism in Eukaryota, Metazoa, Arthropoda, Malacostraca, Decapoda, Varunidae. The transcript is spliced from 5 exons. Gene Ontology annotation, biological process: body fluid secretion. The record is from RefSeq and is a predicted model, not a curated record. Gene Ontology annotation, molecular function: diuretic hormone activity; G protein-coupled receptor binding.
ACGCGUGCUCGCGACUCCUCCCAUCACGGGCGUCGGUCAGGUGAAGACACUCGCCAGCAGUCGUCGGCUCGUCGCUCCUGUGACCCGCACCAGACCCGCUCCUUCGCGCCCCUUCAGUGACCCAGCCGGUCCGCCCCUCGCUCUUCUCCACACAACGACCACCAACAUUCCUGGACGUCUUACUAUGCCUCUUCUUCCUCCUCGUCGUAUUUCAAGGGCGAUCCUGAUGAACAACCUCGGCGUGGUGUUCGUUUCCCUGGUGGCUGCCUUCGUCCUCGUGUCCUCAGUCAACGCCACUCCCGUCAACAGGGAGGCCUCGCACGCGGUGGUCGAGAUAGAGGACCCGGACUAUGUGCUCGAGUUGUUGACGAGACUCGGCCACUCCAUCAUCAGAGCCAAUGAACUAGAAAAGUUCGUGCGCUCCCCCGGCACCGCCAAGCGCGGCCUGGACCUUGGUCUGGGGCGGGGCUUCAGCGGCUCCCAGGCGGCCAAACACCUGAUGGGCCUCGCCGCCGCCAACUACGCGGGCGGCCCCGGCAGGAGGAAGAGGGAGUCCGAGGCCGCGGCCCUUGACCUGCACCACGAUGACUCCCUGCACGCCCAGGAGAACGCCGCCGCUGCCGCCGCCGCCGCCGCCGCUGGCCUGCCCCCACACUCCUCCCGAUAAGCGGCUCGCCUCCCGCCAUGGCUGCCGCUGCUCCCCGCGUCCUCCUGUCCCCUAAACAAUUGUCCUCAGUUCCUCGCGGCCCUCACCCUCUACACCUCCAGGCCAUUGGUCGACUUCCCUCCUUCAGGUCCUUGGUUCCUCUACCCCGCCCCCACGAGGCAGCGGGCAGGCGCCAGGCCUGCGUCCUGCACUCAACGCUGUAUCUGUAGUCGCAUUCCAUAUACGAUAUGCGUAGUAGACUUCAUCUCGCCGGGAAGGACGUCCUCGGCGCCUCCUGCAGCCGCCCAGAGAGGCGAGACAGCGGCCUCGAUGGGAGUUUCCUUCACGGCCGACCUUUGGGGCCGGCGCAGAGGAGCCGCAGGAGACGGCUAGCCCGGCUAGUCUGGGGUCCCGCGCGCCCCGCCGUGGCUGGAGACUAGCACGAUGGCGCCCGCCGCUCAUGGGCCCGCCCCCCCUCGCCCCCCCUUCCCCAGGAGCACAUCACGCCCAGCUCUCCACGUGCUGCCGGAACCCAGGCGGCCGUGCCUCCAUCACAUGGCCCCGGGCCGGUCCUCACCUUUUCUCGCGGCGCCCGUGGCCCUGCACCCGCUGGCGGGCCGGGUCGUGCCCCCCGGCUGGUCAGGUCCCCGGGGCGGCGCUCUUUGCCUAAGUUCAUCGCCUAAGCUUCUCCGCUGACUCCUCGGUUCCUCCUGAGUGUGUUACUCUUGCCUGUGUUACGUUGAGGGCGGGGCGGAGCGGGGCGGGGCGGAGCAGGACGAGGCCGGGCGGGGCGGGGCGGGGUGGGGCUGGUCGUGACGGAUCGGGCGGGACCAGUGACCACGCUACCCCGCCCCGCCCCGCCCCGCGUCGUCCUGUGGGCUGGAAGUUGUCUCAGUAAGUUAAGACAAAGAAUAAUUACAUAUACGUGAGUGUAUAAGAAGCCAUUUCGUUCACGAUCAUGUAGAUAACAACAAACAAUAAAGCGUGUCGGUCCC